Molecule: messenger RNA, 982 nt
Organism: Branchiostoma belcheri (Belcher's lancelet)
Lineage: Eukaryota; Metazoa; Chordata; Leptocardii; Amphioxiformes; Branchiostomatidae
Exons: 2
Coding region: 127-585 (152 amino acids)
Source: RefSeq, a predicted model, not a curated record
AACGCCCGUACCAGAGGCCGAGGCUGCUGCCGACCUCCCCCCGAACACAGUCAGGGUGAAUAAAGAUGACUCCGAUCCCGCGAGGGCCAACGACAACCCUCUAGUCGACCCGACGUAACCCCGACCAUGCCCAUGGUCGACCCCGACGUAACCCUGACCAUGCCCAUGGAUCGUACCCGUGCUGAGAAGGUGCUCCAAGUCCGCCACCGCCUGGCGAUAUUACGCGGCGAGGAUGACAUCGCGCAGGUGUUGAAGGAACAUCUCAAGAAGAUGGCUGACGACCGUUUCAACCCCCAGAUGACUGACGUCUUGCCCGGUUUUCAGAACGCCGGCGAGAUUGCCGAUUUUGAGGAGGAAUUUGAAACAUCUGACACUGCACCAGCCGAGGGCAUCACUGUGGUACACAACCAUACGGAGAGGGCACAUGGACUUAAUGAGGACAACAACCAAGUGUCCGACAGUACACUGAUCCCGACUGAUCCCACGGUCGACGAUUCUGCGACUGAGCGCCUGAAGGUCCUCCGAGUCCGCCAUCGUAUGGCACUAUUCCUAUUCCGUGGCAAGAAGAAGUUUGCAAGUACUUAAAAUAGUUAACAGUUGCGAUGGACUGUGCGUAAUUGUUGGGAAUGUUUCAAUGAACGUGUGAGAUGAUUGUAUAUUGUCUUUGAGACGUAUGAAAAUUUUCAUGAGAAAAGAAAAGAAUAUACAUAAUGUACAUUGUAUUUGUCUACAAACAGAUCAGCUGAGAGGGGGUACAAUUUGACGAAAUAAUGCUUCCAAUACAGCAGUGAUUGUUUCUCAAGUCUAUGGCCCACUACCCACCUAGUCAGAAGUUGUACAUGUACAUUGUACUUAUCUAAAGAUUGGCUUGGGGAUGGGAGGGGUUCAAUUCGUAUUUUCAUGAAAUAAUACUUCCGAUAGCAAAGAGUAACAAUUGUUUCUCAAGAUGAUAGGGUUAUCUAGUAUGUGGAAAGGGUGAAAA